Messenger RNA from Paralichthys olivaceus (Japanese flounder), 2629 nucleotides. RefSeq names its product fibrous sheath CABYR-binding protein-like. The record is from RefSeq and is a predicted model, not a curated record. Lineage: Eukaryota; Metazoa; Chordata; Actinopteri; Pleuronectiformes; Paralichthyidae.
GGCGCUCUCAUAGGUUAUUUGCAAAGGUGUCGGGAGAACCGGGGGCUUUAUAAAGGCUCCGUCGUGUGAGCUCGGUCCCUCUGCCUCUGUCUUUUCUUCGCUUCUUUGUUAUUUCCACCAGCUCGCACCAAAAUGCCCAGCAAGAGGAAGAAGAACAAGCGCCGCAUGAGGAGGGUGCAAGCCCAGAGGCGAGCCCUUGAAGAACAGUAUGCAGGCAACCCGCCGGUCAAGGCUAGCCCUGGGAUCGCAGUAAGUGCGCCCCCUGCAGCAACCCCAAAGCCAGCAGCCAAAGCUCCGACACCAGUUCCAGAGAAGAUCCCAGAGGCCGUUCCCAUCCCUGCACCUGUUGUGGAGACCCCCAAAGAAGAACCAGUUGUGCAAGAACCCGUCGCAGAGCCCGUCCCAGUCCAACUAGAGACACCAGAGCCUGAAGCCGUGGUAUUGGAACAGACUCCAGAAGCCCCGGUUGAAGUGCCGGUGCCGGUUGCGGAAGAAGUGCCGGUCGUCGAAGUAGCACCAGUCGUCGARGAAGUGCCGGUCGUCGAAGUAGCACCAGUCGUCGAAGAAGUGCCGGUCGUCGAAGUAGCACCAGUCGUAGAGGAAGUGCCGGUCGUCGAAGUAGCACCAGUCGUCGARGAAGUGCCGGUCGUCGAAGUAGCACCAGUCGUCGAAGAAGCGCCGGUCGUCGAAGUAGCACCAGUCGUCGAGACUCUUCCAGUGGAGCCUUCCGAAGUCGCAGCUGACGCAUGUGAAGCUGAACCCAUCAUUCCUGAAACAGAACCAGUAACUGAGGUUACACCCACAGCUGAGGCUCCAGAGGCAACUCCUGCUGAGGCUGAGCUGCAGUCGGUUGAAGCCACAGUCGUAACCACAGAAACCAUACAGACGCAUGAUGUCUGCGAGACUGAAAUUGAGGCUGAAGCCUUGGCAGAGGAAGAAGCAGUCGAAGUGGCCGUCACAGAAGAAACCACCUCGUUAGAGCCCGUAGUGGAAGCCACAGAGGAGCCGAUGGUAGAAGCGCAACCUGAAGCUGUGGAGGAGAUCACAGAGACGCCUGAACAGAUGACUGAAGCUGUUGUCAGUCCUGCAGCUGAGGAGGACAAAGCUGAAGUAGAAGUGUUGGCUGAAGAAGAUGCACCUGAAGAACUUGCUGAGCCUGUUACACUCGCAGAGGAUGUUCCUGCAUCUACAGAAAUCCCUACGGUCCCAGCCUCCAUGCCCGAGGCUCUGGUUGAAGAAACUCUCGUAGCUGAAGUCAAAGAGGCACCGGUUGACACAUUAGUCGAUGACUUUGUUGUCACAAACUCUGCCAUCGAAGUGGAGGUCGCCAUUGCCGAGUCCGUCGCUGCCCAGGAGAUUCAGUCAGUUGAUGCUACACCCGCACCCACAGAGACCGAACAGGAAGUUGUGGCCUUGACUGAAACCCCCUGCGCCCUGGUGGAGCCUAUGGAUAUGGCCCCCGCUGAGGUUGAGCUUCAGCCUGAGCUUAAACCUGAGGUUGAUCUUAAGCCCGAGCCUGUUCUGGAAGUUGAGCUUGCUGCUGCCCCUGCAUUGGAAAUGAUCAUCGAUGCUCUGGCUGAGCAGAAAUGUCUGGAUGUGCUGUCAGAGGAACUGAAGUCAGAGGCGUGUGACAUGCCGUGUCAGAUGCAGCUCACCGUGGACUCUAUGCAGCUCAACUCAGCAGCGGAGAUGUCAGUGGAGACGGCGUUGAAUGGACACAUUGUUCCAGAGGUCUCCAUCGAGGGCUAGAGCCACACAGUCUUUAUUCCCCUUUGGUCAUUUUGAGGACUCAGAGUUCUAAAUGGAGUCAGCCGGCCAUUGAGCUUUUUUCAUUUUUCAGGGCUUGCGAUGGAGCCGUCAGGAAAUCGAAGGAAUAUCCACACUUUGAAGUGCCUUUCCUGCACUGGUUUCCUGUCAAAACACCAAACCAGAUGCAAAAAAAUAACCCAAAAUGCUGAAUUCUGUGCAGCAGAACAGACUGUUGUCAUUAUUCUGCAGAAAUGGAAACAAACAUAUCAUGGCUCCUUUUUUAAAUCUGUGUUUCUCCCCCAAAGGCAUGUACGGUGAAUUUUUUAGCAGCGGAAGCAGACGUUGUUGAGAGACGGAGAAUCCUAGAGCAAGAUAAACAGCAGCGCCUGGUACUUUAUAUAUUCCCACCUCUCGAGAACGUCUGCCUCCUUUCUGCAUACACACUCAAUGCAUGUGAACACUGUAGCAGGGAUGGAAGUGGCUAGUUUGCACUUGGGCCUGUGUUCAUACUUUUCCUGUUGUCACAUCUCAAAAUCACAGAUUUCUGCUCUUGACUCGUUUCCUUGGAGUCGGAGUUUCGAGCUUCUCCCCCUCCACUGUCCUCCUGUCCUCCUCUGCCUCCUAAGUGCCACUGCUUACAUUAGUCUGAUGCUAAAAACAAGUUUUAUGGCUCAAGUGGCCUCUGGAAAAUGGCGGAUGUGGAAGGGAAGAACUCAAGAUUUUUUAUUUUUUUUUUUGCAUUUUUUUCCCCCCUCACUUUCUUUUUUAAUUCCUUUUGUAUAGACCAUAUGAUGUGAUACAGUUGUGUUCAAAGUCUGUAAUCUGGCUGUUGGUGGUCUGACUUAAUCCAACUUUGAAAUAAAGCUGUAGUUCAUCGUGA